Messenger RNA from Callorhinchus milii (elephant shark), 2889 nucleotides. RefSeq names its product DBF4 zinc finger (gene dbf4). Gene Ontology annotation, biological process: regulation of cell cycle phase transition; positive regulation of nuclear cell cycle DNA replication. Gene Ontology annotation, molecular function: nucleic acid binding; protein serine/threonine kinase activator activity; zinc ion binding. NCBI's taxonomy places the organism in Eukaryota, Metazoa, Chordata, Chondrichthyes, Chimaeriformes, Callorhinchidae. Bases 306 to 2552 code for a protein of 748 amino acids. Gene Ontology annotation, cellular component: Dbf4-dependent protein kinase complex; nucleus. The record is from RefSeq and is a predicted model, not a curated record. The transcript has 13 exons.
GGGAGAGAGUCGGGUAGAGAAGAUAAAGGAAGGGCAGGGGGUGAGGGAGGAAGACAGACGAGUAGAGGGGACAGUGAGAGUCUGAGGAGAUAGAGGAGGGAAGAGCUUGAGACAGAUAGUGAGGAGACAGAAGGACCUGAACAGUUCUGGGUCACAGCAGUGCAUAAGGACGUCAGUCAGCAUUGAGCAGUGACACUCCAGAGACACUCAGCCCACAGCAAAAGAAUCACACAGCAAAGGCCAGUGUUGGUUUCAACAUGAAUUUGAAAUGAUAUGCUAUGGAAAGGAUAUGAGUUUUCCCGAAAAUGAAACCUGGCAGUAACUCUGCAGAAACCAAAAUACAGUCAAAUACAUUUGGGGCACAUGGAAAACAAGGAAAAAUUAAAGCUACGCUGAAGACAUUACAAAGAGGAACUAAUAAAGGAGACAGCAAACUGAAACCUUUUGCUGGAAAGGUGUUUUACCUAGACCUGCCUUCCAAUAAGUAUACUGAAAACUUAGAAAAGGAUUUACAAAAUUUGGGAGGGACAAUUGAAAAAUUUCUUAGCAAGGAUAUCAGUUACAUAAUUUCGAAUAGAAAGGAGGCUAAAUUUGUACAGGCUGCAGGAAAAAACUCUCCUGUACCAAGUCCUGAUUCUGUUCAGAAUGCUGGGAACACUUCUCCUCAUCCAAGCAGUCGGAGAGAUAGCUAUGAAGGAAGCACGCAUAAAACUUUGGCGACUAUAAGUCGAGGAAAGAGUUUAGUCAAGAAAGUUAUUAAGGAACAGGAACUUAUCCCUGGAAAUAGCAUCCUGUCGAAUGCUCUGGCAUGGGGAGUACGAAUACUUUACAUAGAAGAUGUAAAAAUUUACAUUGCAAGAAAGAAAGUGGCAUCUGGAGCAAAACCUGCCAGUGCUGUCAAGGGGGAGAACUGCAAUCAAACUGCCCAAGCUACCAGAUAUAGAACAAAGGCAGGAAGACUGAAGAAGCCUUUUAUCAAAGUUGAAGAUAUAACUCGCUAUUACAGACCAUUCUACCACCAGUUUGAUUGCUAUCCAGAGAUCAACUACCAUGGUCCAAAUCCUUGCAGCCCUUUUGAUGUUGAAAAGAAAAACAAAAGUGGUGAUAAGCAAAAUAAAGGAAAAACUAGCAGAAGUAAACACCAUGAAAUGUCUUGCAGUGAAAAGAAUCGCAGAAUGGAAAGAAAAAUCAUGGAAACUUUAAAAGAGAAAAAAAAAAGGGGUUACUGUGAAUGCUGCACAGUGAAAUACGACGACUUAAAAGCUCACCUGAAAAGUGAACAACAUAAAACGUUUUCACAGAGUACGGAGUUUAAUGUUGUGGAUCAAAUCACUUCACAAUUUGACUGUGACUUUGAGGAAUUCCCAAAAGUUAAAAUGAAAAGAGUGAAAUGCAGUGUUGAUGUAAACAAUCAAGUUUUCACUGUUGCAGAAAUGCAUGAAGAAUUUCAAAGAUCCUAUAAAGAAUACGUGGCUGGAACAAGAUCUGGAAUAAGUUGGAGCCUAAAGAAAAAUGAACUUGUAAGUGGAUGGGAAAAGAAAACAAGUAAUUUGACUGUCCAAGAAAAAGAAACUAUAUUCUCACGUACAAGUCAAACCAACUUAAAUCUGCAUUUAUCCACACAAGGGCAACCCAGUAUUUCUGACUUGGAAGUUAAAUCAUUUUCUGUUGAUAGUAAGAUUUGUGAAGAAGGUGCAGUAAAUUCUGAGAAUACAAGGAAGAACAUAACUCCACACUCCAGUUGGUCUGUAUGUCAAAGGCCGGAAGGAAGUUCUAUAAUUUCAAAGCUGUGUACAUCAAGAAAAUUGUGCUCCAUCAGGACACUAUCAGAAAAGGAAAAGUCUCAGUCUUUUACUGAAGAAUCAUCUCGUAAACUUCCAUUUGAUGAUGAUGUCCAUGGAUGUAUGCUAAAGAAGGAUACUAAUAUAUGUUCUGGCAGUCGUGAAAGCGAAUUAAGAUUACAGACAUUAGCAAAACAUUAUUUGCCGCAAAACCAUAAGGAGAUAGAAAGUCCGGCCCUUCAUUUUUCAAAGAAUUCCAGAAUUGAUCCUACCUCAUCUGCUCCAAUUGAAGAUACUUACGCUGGUUUGCAGAUGGAAUUAGAUUUUGGCAAAGACAACCGACUAGAGCAAAGAGAAGAAUUUGUAAAUGAAAUAGCCCCUCCAUUACAAUCUACUCCACAAAAACAAACUGAAGCGAGUUCUAAUCCUAACACUGAAGACACUUCAUUCUGUAUGAAGCUACAUAGGAGAGUAACAUUUUCAUCAGUGUAUGGAAGAAAUAAGAAAGCUCUGAAGGACAAAGUGGAGCUAAGGAAACUUGCCAUAAAAAACAGAGAGACUGAAAAUGUUGCAUCUCCAAGCUUGCCAAUGAAAAAAAUGUUGAAAUUAUUUCAAACCAGCGAAGAGAGUGGCUCAGAAUUUGGGGGCUUUGCAGAUCACUCUGCACAAAAAUUGUCAGAAACAGAAAGUGAUCUGUGUCACAAUCAGCCAGAGGAUGUCAUGUCACUCUUUGCCCAGACAUCAUCGUUAUCAUCUUUUCUUGGUUUUUAGUGCAAUGUUUCAGUAACAAUGUUUCUUUACAUCAAGAGAUUUUAGAUCAAAGCCCUUGAGUCAUGUACUGUUUGCUAAGGGGCUAGAAUUUUAACCCUCUUCCAGUUUUGACAGACAUCUAUCCAGUUCAGUUUUCUCAUUUGGUCAUUUUUAUGUGGAUUAUAGAAUAAGUUUGGGGAAUGAAAAAUAAUUACUGUACAACCCACCACAAUAGUCCAAUUAUACAUUCCUCUAUUUCGGCCUUAUCCAGUGUUUUUGCAGGUGUGAUUUAUAACACAAUUCUGAUCCAAUAUUAUUGUAAACUACCAAGUGUUAUCAAUAAAAUCCAACAGCAAAA